AAACGUUAGCACUGACAUGAUCGUGACUCGACUUCAUGCCAAAAACAACCAAAUAGUCAUCCAAAAUCCAUAAUCUCUUUAUAAUACGUAUUAGGAAAUGAUUAUUUUUUCUUAAGCCACGAUAAAGUCCAUUUAAAGGAUAAGAGUUUUCUCAGCAUGUACAAAUCCAGGUUGCUCCAUUCUGUGAAUAAAUUUUUCACCGUAUUUCUUAAAGAGUUAGUUCGGAAUAAACAACUGUGGCUGACAUGGACUGGGUUGAUCACUACCUCGCGUAUGAUUCUCCACAAAUGAUUACAGUUAAGGAUCACAAAAAGGACGAGCCGAUAUCACUGCUGCGUAGUAUCGUUAUAGAACUAGAGAAAACAAAUCAGUACCUUAAAAACGUUGUGUUGAACACAAAACAGAGCUCUGGUAAAACGUUCCAUCGCGAGGAUCGAGUAGAGAGUGUCUCUGUUUUUAUAAGUAUCAGCGUGCUUAGUAUAGGUGAUAUUGAUGCUAUCAAACAGGACUUCCAAUGCGAAUUUUACAUGCAGGUCAGGUGGACAGAGCCACUGUUGUUUGGAAGGAGCAAUUCAGACGACGUCGACUGGGAAGACGUCUGGGAUCCAAAUAUCCAUCUGAUUCAUGCUGUUGGAUUUGAUGUUCUCGAGAAAAGCAACCGACUCAUACCUUCGCUGGAUUCCAAAACUCCUCCUGACAUUAUCCAGUACUUUCACAUCAAAGGAACCUUCAAAGAGGUGCUUGAAGUUAAUGAAUUCCCUUAUGACUAUCAAGAUCUCACCCUUGUGUUAACAUCAAACUGGGCUGUGGACCAGAUCAAUCUCCUUAAAGACCCACACAAAAAUGACAAUAUAAGAACAUGGAAUUUUACAGCAAGGCAAGAGUGGGACCUUCAGCAGCAUGUACUUGUAGAAAGCACUGAAAACAUUCCAGAAGAAGGUUCAUCUCCAAAUAUUUUUCCACUGUACAAAGUGCAACUUCAUGUAAUGCGCCAAUAUGGUUUCUACCUCUACAACGUUGCCCUAAUUAUGUGCCUCAUCACUGCCCUUACAUUCAGUUCAUUUGCAGUGAAGGUGGAUUCAAUUGGUGACAGAAUACAAAUUACCCUCACUCUUCUCCUAACUUCAGUUGCCUUCAAGUACUAUGUUCAGCAAUUUGUUCCAACUGUCUCAUACUUAACCUUGAUGGAUAAGUAUAUUCUUUCGUGCAUGAUCUUUCAAUUUGCAAUGGCUGCAAUUCAUAACUCUGUGGCAGGACUGAUAACUAAUGCAAAGGCUUUGAUAUACUUUGAAUGGAGCUGUUUUGGACUGGCUUUGACUGUAUUUAUUGUGAUACAUAUAGUUUUUGCCAUCAUUUCUCUCAAAUAUGUGGUGAAAAAUAAGAAAAGAAUGAGAGCUGACAAAGAGCGAUAUCGGGCAACCAAUCCACCACAGGAAAAAAUAUCCAAUAGUCUAAAAAAACCAAUGACAAUAUCGGACAUAACCUAAUUCACAGAAAUCUGCCAAUGUUUGAAUCAGCAUAGCAGGGAUGUAAAGAGUAUGAAAAGGAAUCUACAAAGAUGAUAUCUACUGCAAAUCAGAAGCUUAGUUUUAAUCUCUUUACCAUGUCAAAUUACAUUAUGAUACUUAUUUAUACAAUUUAAUUUUCACUUAUUUAAUGAAAAUAUUCAGUGUAAAAGCCCAAUUGAGCCCCUCUCACUAUUAAGCCCCCUCUCUAUCAAGCCCCUUUAUCAAGCAAAAACUAUAAAGCCCCUUUCUAUUGAUCCCCCCUUUAACAUUUGAUGUCAAACAAAGAAAACAUGCACAUUUAGUGGGUCUCUUGACAGGUGUGAUAAUGUUAAGACCAUGAGCAUUAAAUAGCCCAUACUUGUGCACCUUGGAAGUCAGUCAAAGUUUGUUUCAAAGAUGUCCAAGAUUUAUCAAUUUAUCCCGGAUGCUUAUGAAAAUGAGAACGUUUUAUCUAUUUUAUUUCCAGAUUUUUAAAUUGAGAAAUUUGUUAUUUUUUGCUUUUUCCUAAAAAUAUUUUCUGCAUUUAAAGGGUCACAACAAAGGCUUCUAAUACUAUAAAUUUCCAGCACUGGUGCUCAUUCACUAAGUCUCCAUUCAGUUGGCCCCUGUGCAAAGUGCAACAGCCAAUUUUCUGGAAUGUGAAGUUGAAGCUAUUAUUCACAAAUGCAUCUUGCAGAUUGAGCGUCAAACUAUAACUGAAUUGGCCUUGUGUAUAAUUGCUGGGAGAAGUGUUUGGGGGGUUUGUUUACUUUUGUUUAAAAAAGUUUAUAUCAGAAACAUGCAUGCACCAAGGUUUUUUAAUAUAAACUUCGCUUUUUAAAAGAGUUAUCAUUUGAUAACUUCAGCUUAUGUAUUUAUUCUUAUAUAUGUAUGUUUAAUUCCCUACAUUUAUUGUAUUUGCAAAUUGUACAAAUUGAAAAGAGUAAAAACA
This is a messenger RNA of Rhopilema esculentum, 2439 nucleotides long. The record is from RefSeq and is a predicted model, not a curated record. Lineage: Eukaryota; Metazoa; Cnidaria; Scyphozoa; Rhizostomeae; Rhizostomatidae.